Messenger RNA from Paramecium tetraurelia, 1878 nucleotides. RefSeq lists its product as uncharacterized. The record is from RefSeq and is a predicted model, not a curated record. NCBI's taxonomy places the organism in Eukaryota, Ciliophora, Oligohymenophorea, Peniculida, Parameciidae. Gene Ontology annotation, molecular function: zinc ion binding. The transcript has 2 exons.
AUGAAUUCUGAUUUAUUCGCUUGUUAAUUUUGCAAGGAAUAUUUCUCCAUUCAAAGGGAGCCAUUCCUAUUACCUGAUUGUGGUCACAGUGUUUGUGCUGAGUGCCUAACUGUAAAAUUAAAAAAUGGAAAUUAAUUUGUAUGCAAAGAAGAUGGGUAUAUAUAUUUGAAUUAUUAGGGCAGUGUACAAGUAACAAGGAAUUAGAUGAAUGAAUUCCCAAAAAACUUUGCUUUGUUGUAGAUAAUCAAAAAUAGACCAACAAACAGAAAAAUCGUAAUGAACAAUUCUCCAAAGUAGACAGAAAUCGAAUAGGAUUCAGAUCGAUGCAAGAAACACGGCGAGAGAAUGGACGUAGUUUGUGUUGAUCAUCGUGUAAGGAUUUGUGCAAAGUGUGCAUUAUUUGGAGAUCAUGCAGAUCAUAAAGUUGUUAACUUGGAAGAUGCGUUAAAAAAGAUUAUUAGAAGAAUAGAUGAAUUGAAGGACAUGUCAGAACGACUAGACAAAGCAGCAAAUGAAACCUUUGAAAUGUCCUAGUAUUUUAACAAAAUUGAGCUGCAUUUUUAAUCUAACUUGGACAUUCAGAUCAAGUAAGUCAAUGCCUUUUUCGAUGAAUUAACCUAAAUAUUAGAUAGCAAAAGAAAUAAAAUAAUCCAAGAAUGCAGAGAGAAAAUUAUACAUUCCCAAGAACUAUACAAUAAGUAUAUAACAGAGUCAUUUAUCGAUGUUCAACGAAAAGUAGAAUUGUGGAGAAUGACUAGCAAAGAUAGAAUUCAUUACUAUGAAGAACAAUAAAAGUCUAAUUCCAUUCCAUUUGAAUUGAUUUCAAUAUCUUCAACCAACGAAUUGAUGUUGAUUGGUGCACAAUAUUUGAAGGAAUUAGAGACUACCAAAUAGUAAAUCUUACUCAAAAUCGAUGAGCCAUCCUACAGGGAGAUACAUCUGGAGAUGAAAAGUGAUUUGGAGCAAUUUAUAAAUACUCAUUUGAUUGUUUACUAAAAGGACCCCUAAUUCAGAUUAGAAAACUCAUUAUCAAGACUUGAAUCCAUAACUGAAUGCUCACUCCUUAAAGAUAUUAAUAGUUCAAUCAUUCAAGAUCCCUUGAAUCAAAAUUAAAUGGAAUUGUGGAUCAAAUAAUACCAAGAAAAUCAAUAGUACAAACAGUAAUUAAAUCAACAAUUCUAAUUGUAAUAACAGCAAUAACAACUAUAAUAACAGCAAUAUCUAUUUGUGCAACAAUAACAUUAGUAAUAGCCCUCAAAUUAGCCAUAUCAAUAGUUGUCUUAUUCGAAUCAUUAGCGAACGGAUCAACCUUUGACAUCUCAAGAGUUAGACGAUUAAUACUUGAAUAACUUGAAGAAAUCUCCUUCUGCAACCACUUUGGCUACUAGACGAACUGUGUCUCCUUCGCCAAUCAGAAGAUCGAUGAAAUAAAAGAAGAUUAAUGAGAAAUUCCAGCCUCUGAUUGUGAAACUCAAAGGGGACGGAUUGGAUCAGUGUGAUUUUAGUUAGGCUGAAUUAGGAGAUGAAGGGCUAUUGUCUCUGAUCACAAUAAUAAAAAAAACAAAGAAUCUGAGAGUAUUGAAAUUGGCAAAAAACAAGAUUUAAGAUGGAGCAGCGUAAUAAUUGUUGAUUGAAUUGAUAGAGAAGCAAAAUGAGAAUGAAUAGGAGAAUAAUCAAAUAUCAACUAUAAAUUUAUCGAGUAACAUGCUGACCGACAAAGUUGUAGACACUAUUCUUGAUUUAUGUAAGAAAUUCUCUAAAACUAUGCAGCAUUAAUCUUUGAAUCAGAUAUAUCUAAAUCAAAACAUCAUAAACCUAUCAAGAGUGAAGAGAAAAGUGGAUGAGAUAAAGAAGUACGGAUUGAUAAUAGCCAUAUGA